Messenger RNA from Euleptes europaea (tarantolino), 988 nucleotides. It is a transcript of the gene HOXC9, whose product is annotated as homeobox C9. Gene Ontology annotation, biological process: proximal/distal pattern formation; embryonic skeletal system morphogenesis; anterior/posterior pattern specification. Gene Ontology annotation, molecular function: DNA-binding transcription factor activity, RNA polymerase II-specific; RNA polymerase II cis-regulatory region sequence-specific DNA binding. The record is from RefSeq and is a predicted model, not a curated record. The transcript is spliced from 2 exons. Lineage: Eukaryota; Metazoa; Chordata; Lepidosauria; Squamata; Sphaerodactylidae. Bases 159 to 965 code for a protein of 268 amino acids. Gene Ontology annotation, cellular component: nucleus.
AAGACCUGCGGAUUGAUCUACGCUGUAUUUUUGGGUAAAUACAAUCACGUGAGCGCCGGGAGCCAAUGGCGCGCUGGGAAAGGCUGAAAAAAUAAUUACCUGCCCUGAUUGUUCUAUGAGAAGAUAAAAAGUACACAUACAGUUCAUACAAUAAUCUUAUGAAUGUAAAAGAGGGGGGAACAAUGUCGGCGUCGGGUCCCAUAAGCAACUAUUAUGUAGAUUCCUUGAUUAGUCAUGAGAGCGAAGAACUGUUGGCGUCCAGGUUCCCAGCGACUGGCUCGCACCCCGCCGCGGCCAGACCUUCAGGAUUGGUACCGGAGUGCGCAGAUUUUCCAUCCUGCAGCUUUGCCCCCAAACCGGCCGUUUUUACUACUUCGUGGGCGCCCGUGCAUUCCCAGUCGUCCGUGGUCUACCACCCGUAUACCCACCAGCCUCACAUUGGAGCUGACACCCGAUAUAUGCGCACUUGGCUGGAGCCUAUCUCCGGCGCGGUCUCCUUCCCAGGUUUUCCAGCCAGCAGCCGGCACUACGGGCUUAAACCCGACGCCUUCCACGGCCGCAGGGACUGCGGACCGGUGGAUGGACGUAGUUAUCCGGAGUAUAUGUACGGAUCCCCGGGAGAUCUCAGGGACAGAACCCCGCAGACUAUUCCCUCCCCGGAAUCUGAGGCCAUCGCUUCCAACAAACACAAAGAAGAAAAGACCGAAUUGGACCCUAACAACCCCGUGGCCAACUGGAUCCACGCGCGCUCCACGAGGAAGAAAAGGUGUCCCUACACGAAGUACCAAACGCUGGAAUUGGAGAAAGAGUUCUUGUUCAAUAUGUACCUUACCCGGGACCGCCGUUACGAGGUGGCCCGGGUGCUUAAUCUCACGGAGCGCCAGGUGAAAAUCUGGUUUCAGAACAGGCGAAUGAAAAUGAAGAAAAUGAACAAGGAGAAAACCGAUUCGAAGGAGCAGCAGUGAAAUUGGCCGAGUCCCUCCGGCGG